This is a messenger RNA of Amblyraja radiata (thorny skate), 1921 nucleotides long. Its product is annotated as dual specificity protein kinase CLK4-like. The record is from RefSeq and is a predicted model, not a curated record. The transcript is spliced from 13 exons. Gene Ontology annotation, molecular function: protein serine/threonine kinase activity; protein tyrosine kinase activity; ATP binding. Gene Ontology annotation, cellular component: nucleus. The coding region runs from base 149 to 1597 and encodes 482 amino acids. Lineage: Eukaryota; Metazoa; Chordata; Chondrichthyes; Rajiformes; Rajidae. Gene Ontology annotation, biological process: regulation of RNA splicing; peptidyl-tyrosine phosphorylation.
GUCAACCAUCAGGUGAUCCUGUAGGUUUUUUGUCUCACCCGAAAUUUCCUGCAACAGUGGGAAGCGCAGAGGUCUAAGGACUUGUCAAAUAUCGUGUUUGUUUGGUGCCACAUUGAUAACAACGAAGAUACAACGACUAUUGAAUGAGAUGCCUCAUUUGAAGUGUACACGGAGUUCAGAAUGGAGUAGUGGAGAGAGUUGGGACCACCGAGACUAUUACAUUGGCCAUAAACGCAGAAAACGAUCACAUAGCAGUGAAAGGGAAAAUAGGCGACGCAAGCGCCAUCGUCCUUCAGACAACUAUUACUUGGAAACAAAAUCUGUUAAUGAGCACAUGGAUAACCAUGACGGAAAGCAUGAAUGCAGUGAUGGGUACAAAAUGGAAUAUAGGAAUGGCUGUCACAACAGAGAAUGCCGACAUCAGCGCUACGGCUAUAGUCAUCAAAAUUACAGCAAGUCAGGCAAACCUGAUAGUGGAAUGAGUGAAAAAAGUAGCCGGGAAAAACAUAGGCCUAUAAAACAUCACUCUGGUUCAAGUAAUCAUUCGCACUCGAAGAGUCACCGCCAAAGGAGAUCCAAGAAUGUUGAGGAUGAUGAGGAGGGUCAUCUGGUAUAUCACACUGGAGACAAACUGAAAGCAAGAUAUGAAAUAAUCUGUAAUCUAGGAGAAGGAGCUUUUGGAAAAGUUGUAGAGUGUUUUGAUUUGAAAAAGGGAGUGUAUGUUGCAUUGAAGAUCAUAAAGAACAUUACUCGAUACCGUGAAGCUGCUCGCUCAGAAGUACGUGUGCUAGAGGAAGUGUGUAACAAGGGUGCUGGCACAUAUGGAUGUGUUCAAGUACUGGAUUGGUUUGAUCAUCAUGGACAUAUUUGCAUUGGGUUUGAACUACUUGGACUCAGUACCUAUGAUUUCUUAAAGGAAAACAAUUUCAUGCCAUUUCCAAUGCACCAUAUUAAGCACAUGGGUUAUCAAAUUUGUCAUGCCUUGAACUUUUUGCAUCAGAACAAGCUUACCCACACAGACCUCAAACCUGAAAAUAUACUUUUUGUGAAUUCAGACUAUCACAUAGAAUAUAACAGUAAAACGAAACACGACGACAGAACGGUGAUAAAUCCAGACAUCAAAGUUGUGGAUCUUGGUAGUGCGACAUUUGAUGAUGAGCAUCACAGUACUGUAGUAUCCACCAGACAUUACCGUGCUCCAGAGGUCAUAUUAGAAUUAGGAUGGUCACAUCCAUGUGAUGUCUGGAGUAUAGGAUGUAUAUUGAUUGAAUAUUAUCUUGGUUUGACGUUGUUUCAGACGCAUGAUAGCCGGGAGCAUCUAGCUAUGAUGGAAAGGGUGAUUGGGCCUAUUCCAGCUGGUAUGAUUAGUAGCACACGGAAGCCCAAAUAUUUUCAUCAUGAACAGUUAGAUUGGGAUGAAAAUAGUUCUGCUGGGCGAUAUGUUAGGAAACGCUGCAAACCUUUGAAGGAGUACAUGUCUUCCAAAAUCUCUGAACAUCAGCAACUUUUUGAUUUAAUUGAAAAGAUGAUGACCUAUGAACCUUCAAAAAGAAUACGGCUGGAUCAAGCAUUGCAACAUCCAUUUUUUUCACAUUGAGAAAGAAAGGCCAUGGUUAACAAAAUGAAUUAUUUUGUAGAACUUGUAAAUUAAUUUAUAUUCUCCACAGGAGAAUGGCUAGACUGUGUCAGUCUGUAUUCAAGUUUUUAAUUUGAAAUGGUACAAAUUUAUUAAGAUGCCAUUUUUUUUGGUGUUGUCAUGUGGGCAUGUGCUGGCCUGUUUUGGAACCACUAUUGCUUUGCAGUACUGCAAUUUAUGGAAAGUUUGGGAACCAUUUUCUUAUCUGAAGGUUUUUAUAUUUUACUACCUAAUUUAUUGUAAUGUCAGCAUUAACUGUGCAAUAAAGUUGUAAUUUUUAUCGUA